Molecule: messenger RNA, 690 nt
Organism: Pochonia chlamydosporia 170
Lineage: Eukaryota; Fungi; Ascomycota; Sordariomycetes; Hypocreales; Clavicipitaceae
Product: acetyltransferase (GNAT) family domain-containing protein
Exons: 2
Coding region: 1-690 (229 amino acids)
Molecular function (GO): acyltransferase activity, transferring groups other than amino-acyl groups
Source: RefSeq, a predicted model, not a curated record
AUGGCAACUUACGAGCUGAUUCCCAAUUGCACCUUUGAAGAUGCUGCUGGUAUUGCAAAAAACAACAUGACUGCCUUUUACGGCGAGACCUGGUGGAAUAUGCAAUGGGAUAUACCACUUGAAAAGAUUAUAUACAUGACAACCAAGAGAUACCCUCAUAAUUUGCUCAGAGAUAGGCAUGUUCGGCGACACCAAAAGGUAAUCGAUACGGCAACGGGCGAAAUUGUCGGGUAUGCUCGAUGGAUUCUCCCCGAGUCAUUUGCAAGCAGCUGGCUUGAUGCUCAGCCUCCUGAUGCAAGCGACGAGGACAAGAUUCGCUUUAAGAAAGAUUUUGACGAGCAGCCGUGGCGGACGCGACCGGAAGUUGAUGACUCCGACGAAUUGGUUGAGGAGCAGAUCCGAAAGCAUACUCCUAAGGUACCAUAUAUAAAGCUUGAUUACCUUGGCGUCCACCCCGACCAUCACCGCAGAGGAAUCGCCAGUAUGUUGGUUCAGUCCGGAGUCAAGGCAGCGAACCAGUUGGGCAUUGACUUGUAUCUUGUUGCCAUGGGAAUAAAUGCCUGUAACCUGUACAAGAAGUAUGGAUUCGAAGAACUGGAUAGCCUCAGCCAAGACCUGAGCAGAUGGGGCUUUCAAGGGACGUACGAUACUUGGAUCUUGAUCAAGCAUCCAGAAACAGCAUCACACUAA